CGAUCGCCCAAGCUAAAUGACGUGGGGUACUCGUCCUCUGCACCUUCAACACGCCGAAAGAAAGGUAUGACAAAAUUCUUUGCUUUACCUAUCGUAUCGCGAAAAAACAUUGAGCUUUAUCUGCUUCUCUUCUGCUUGCAGCCUGACCUGAAAAUGUCCUCUUGUGAGCUUUCUUCUUCUUGAGCCUCAUCUGAGUAAAAGUUUCAUUCCUUCCUUCGAUUCUUGGUUCUCCUCUUCCACUGCACCUCCCUCCCUGUAUCGAAACAACCCCGCCUCGUAUUCCUGUCCCACCACGAAUCCAUCCCGGACUCUAACACACGUUCGACACCAUGGCGGGGGAAGCCGUGACUCCUGCGAAGAGACGCCGGAUUGGCGUCAUGACUAGUGGAGGUGACUCUCCUGGCAUGAAUGGAGCUGUCCGCGCCGUCGUCCGCAUGUCUAUUCACAUGGGCUGUGAGGCCUAUGCCAUCUUCGAAGGCUACGAGGGACUCGUAAACGGCGGGGACCUGAUCAAAGAGAUGAAGUGGGAAGAUGUGAGAGGAUGGCAGUCACGAGGUGGGACACUGAUCGGCACAGCAAGAUGUAUGCCGUUUAUGGAGAGAUGGGGCAGGUUGAAAGCAGCAAAGAACAUGAUCCUACGAGGUAUCGAUGCACUAGUCAUCUGUGGUGGUGACGGCAGUUUGACGGGUGCCGACAAAUUCAGAGCAGAGUGGCCUGGCCUGAUCAAUGAGUUGGUCGAGACUGGAGAGCUGACACAAGAACAAAUUGACCCCUACAAACAUCUCAACAUUGUCGGACUGGUCGGCUCCAUAGAUAAUGACAUGUCAGGCACCGAUGCCACCAUCGGUUGUUACUCCUCCCUCGAUCGAAUCUGUUCCGCUGUCGACGACGUUUUUGAUACCGCCGCAUCUCACCAAAGAGGCUUUGUGGUUGAGGUCAUGGGUCGACAUUGCGGCUGGUUGGCCUUGAUGGCUUCCAUAGCUACUGGGGCGGACUUUGUUUUCAUUCCUGAAAAGCCUCCUCGAGCAGAUUGGGAAGACCAAAUGUGCGACAUCAUCAAGAAACACAGGUCACGAGGCAAGAGGAGAUCGAUUGUCAUCAUUGCCGAAGGAGCACACGACGAGAAUCUGAAGAAGAUUACCGCAAACCAGGUCAAAGAUCUCUUGACGAACAAACUCAAUCUGGACACUAGGGUGACAGUCCUCGGACAUACUCAGCGAGGAGGACAGGCCUGCUUCUAUGACCGCUGGCUGUCCACCCUACAAGGGGUUGAGGCUGUCAAUGCAAUUCUCGAAGCCACACCUGAGACACCCACACCGGUCAUCACCAUUCGUGAGAACAAGAUCGAGAGAUCCGAUCUGAUGGAGGCUGUGGCGAUGACGAAAGCAGUUAACGCUGCUAUAGCGGCCAAAGACUUUGACAAGGCUAUGCGGUUGCGAGAUGUGGAAUUUAAGGAAUACUACAACAGCUACAUAAUUACCACGUCUACCGACCAUCCGAAGCUACGUCUGCCGGAUAACAAGACGAUGCGCAUCGCCAUUGUUCACGUCGGCGCCCCUUGCGGUGGCAUGAACCCCGCAACCCGGGCUGCUGUGGCUUAUUGUCUGACCAGAGGCCACACUCCAAUCGCAAUUCACAACGGUUUUCCCGGCUUGCAGCGUCAUCAUGAUGACAAACCAAUAGGUGCUGUGCGCGAGGCUAAGUGGAUUGAUGUCGAUCCAUGGGUCAACGAGGGUGGAUCUGAAAUUGGCACGAAUCGAGGACUUCCCAGCGCAGACUUUAAGAAAACAGCCGAGUGUUUCGAGUUGUACAAGUUCGACGCCAUGUUGUUGAUUGGAGGUUUCGAGGCUUUUACGGCCGCCAGCGAGCUGAGAAAAGCCCGUGCAGAAUACCCAGCCUUCAAGAUCCCACUGAUUGUGCUGCCGGCGACAGUAUCGAACAAUGUUCCCGGCACGGAAUACUCACUUGGAAGCGAUACCUGCCUCAAUACCUUGAUCAGCUUCUGCGAUGCAAUCAGACAGUCGGCCUCCUCAUCCAGAAGACGAGUAUUUGUCAUCGAAACUCAAGGUGGUCGGUCCGGAUAUCUGGCUACCAUGGCUGGUUUGUCAGUCGGUGCACUUGCAGUCUACAUUCCCGAGGAGGGCAUCAACAUUCACAUGAUUGCUCGGGAUAUUGAGUUCCUGCGAGAGAACUUUGCCAAUGAUCAAGGAGCAUCUCGAGCAGGAAAGAUUAUACUUCGAAAUGAAAAAGCCAGCACGACAUACACGACGGAGAUUAUUGCCGACAUGAUCAAAGAAGAAGCCCGAGGUCGGUUUGAGUCGCGCUCAGCAAAUCCGGGACACUAUCAACAAGGAGGCAAACCAUCGCCUAUGGAUCGGAUAAGAGCCCUUCGGAUGGCCAUCAAGUGUAUUCAACACAUUGAGGACAGGUUUGCCGGCAAGACCAAGGCUGCCAUUGCGGACGAUCCGAUGUCUGCGGCGGUGAUUGGAAUACAAGGUUCCGAGGUCGUCUUCACACCUAUGGGUGGCGAGACUGGACUUGAGUCCCAGGCAACGGAUUGGACCGACCGUCGACCCAUGAACGAAUUCUGGAUGCCCAUGAAGGAUAUCGUGGACAUCUUGAGUGGCCGGCCAAGGCUAGGCGACUGCUGUGAGGAAUGUGGAAAACCACUUUCGGGGGAGAUUUCUAGAUCCAAGUUGCCAAAAUCAGAGCAAUGAAAGACAAAACAAGAAGCUUACUACGGGCGUUUGGGCUGCUGGAAUGAAAGGGAUGGCAAGACGGAAGCAAGCGCUGCAAGUGUUGGAGCAAGACCUCUCCUUUUCAUCAAUACCCACGAGUAAGACUUCGCCCGAAUGCGGAAUUUUACAACAGACGUAGAAUAAGAACCAAGGAGUGGACGACGCUUCUUCUGGCAUACCAUCCAUCGAAUGAAAAUGCAUUUUAUGUUGA
Molecule: messenger RNA, 2949 nt
Organism: Exophiala viscosa
Lineage: Eukaryota; Fungi; Ascomycota; Eurotiomycetes; Chaetothyriales; Herpotrichiellaceae
Product: 6-phosphofructokinase
Exons: 1
Coding region: 330-2717 (795 amino acids)
Biological process (GO): fructose 6-phosphate metabolic process; canonical glycolysis; fructose 1,6-bisphosphate metabolic process
Cellular component (GO): cytoplasm; mitochondrion; 6-phosphofructokinase complex
Molecular function (GO): monosaccharide binding; fructose-6-phosphate binding; 6-phosphofructokinase activity
Source: RefSeq, a predicted model, not a curated record